AUGAUUGCAGCAAUAUUUGACAUCGAUCCUCAUCAUGUUGUUGUUACUAACAACAAAAAACAACAACAUCGACAACAACAUAAACAACAACAACAACAAUCUUUAACAAAUUCAAAUUCAAUUUCAAAUUCAGAGACUCUAAGCCAAACACUGUGUAGAGUUGAUGUUACCUUUAUUGUUGCUAAUGCAUUCCCAUUCAUUUCCGAACAGGCAGCAAAGCUUGUCAAUAACCAUCGUUCAUUGAAAUUCAUUUGUAAAGUGGCCUUUCUUGCUAGAAAUCUUCAUCCGAGAUUGAAAAUACCGAACUGCUGUCUGUCUGUCCUUAAUCUGAAGACUUCUUCACCUAAGUUUGUCACUCAAUCCAUCACUGGUAUAACAAUGCAAAACCCAAUCAUCGGAAACGGUCUUCGUCAAUACAGUAAGCGUGCCUUCGCCAAGAGAACUCGUCUCUAUUUGGCCAAGCAAAAGAAGGUUACCACUGCCCCAAAGGCUGCCCCAGCCCCAGUUGUCCGUGAAGCUACCAUCAAGGGUGGAAAGAAGGUCCAAUUGAAGGAAAAGACUGCCAAGUACGCCCCAGUCGAGACCUCUGAAGUCCGUGCUGUCGCCCGUCAAUACAAGCAAUCCCCAGUUGCCCUCCGUAAGACCAUCACCCCAGGUACCGUCCUCAUCAUCGUUGCUGGUCGUUACGCCGGAAAGAGAGUCGUCUUCUUGAAGCAACUCACCUCUGGUCUCCUCUUGAUCACCGGUCCAUUCAGACUCAACGGUGUCCCAUUAAGACGUAUUGACCAACGUUACGUCAUCGCCACCUCCACCAAGGUCAACGUUGCCAACGUCAAGGUCCCAGAGUCAGUCAAUGACUGUUACUUCAAGGCUGAGAAGAAGGCCGCCACCACCAAGAAGGCUGAGGGUGAAUUCUUCAAGGAUGGUGAAAAGAAGACCACCGAGAAGGCCGCCAAGAAGCUCCCAGAGGUACGUAUUGCCGACCAAAAGGCUGUUGAUACUGCCAUCCUUGCUGCCCUCAAGGGUCAAAAGGAAUUGGUCCUCUACUUGAAGACUGCCUUCGGUCUCCGUAAGGGUGAAUUCCCACACGCUCUCAAGUUCUAA
Heterostelium album PN500 is the source of this 1104-nucleotide messenger RNA. RefSeq names its product 60S ribosomal protein L6 (gene rpl6). The transcript has 6 exons. The record is from RefSeq and is a predicted model, not a curated record. Gene Ontology annotation, cellular component: ribosome; cytosolic large ribosomal subunit. Gene Ontology annotation, biological process: cytoplasmic translation; ribosomal large subunit assembly. Gene Ontology annotation, molecular function: RNA binding; structural constituent of ribosome. NCBI's taxonomy places the organism in Eukaryota, Evosea, Eumycetozoa, Acytosteliales, Acytosteliaceae. Bases 1 to 1104 code for a protein of 367 amino acids.